AUUAGUAUUACAGUGUUGAACAGACUAUGUUGUAGGUUUUCAGCUUUUGACAUAGAAUUAGCCAGUCGAAAUGGAAAUAAUCAAUUCGUUUACCGAUGGCUAUGUUGCUGUUAUCUUUUCUAUGAUUAUAUCUUUAAGUAGUGCUACAGAAGUUGGAUGGAAUCCUCUUGAAAUUGUACUCGUAGAAGGUGGACAGCAAAAAACUGCUGCGUUUGGUGUACUUUCAGGUAGAUGGCCAAGUGUUCAGAGGAUAUCUUGUACCUUUGAAGAUGAUCUUCCGAGUCAAUUGACGACAAAGACACAAUUCAAUAUUCCUGGUAGUCCCAAUUUUGGAAUUAAAAGCCAUCCUUUCAUUUUAACAUUGGCGGGAAGGGUCGUAAGAGUGAAAUUUCAAGCUGGAAAUGAUAACGCAUGCGAGAAUAAGGUCUAUAGUUUAAAGGUACAAUGUAAACAACAGGAGAUUACGAUCAAUUUUCCAACAAUAAAAGUAAUAGUUACGAACACAAAGGACAGUAGCAUGUGCAAUGAUCCUCACCUUAACCAAAAAGUGAAAGGAAUUGACGAAGAUGGUAGAAACGUAACGAGAAAUAUUUGUUAUGAUGUCUACGGGACGGAGGGCGAUCAGAUGGAAUUAAUUAGCGAUGCUAUUCUAGGUACAUCUAUCGUUGUUGAACUUCGAGACGACUACUUCAUCGGUAAAGUGUUUUUUUCUUCUAAGUUGGGAUUGCUCAACGUUACUACGACGGCAAUUUCCAAUCGAGGACAGAAAAUUACCCAUUGGGGAAAGGAAGACUUAUAUGUAAUCGGCGAGAUAACCACACACGUUCAAGCAGUCCUUAAACUGUCGCUGGAUAAUCUUAUAAUUGAAUACAACGACGGGAAGAGAUGUCAAUCAAUUAGAAUUGUUAGAAUUCAACAGACAUUCGGAAAGAGCUAUCUAAAUGUGCUUAUCGAAAAAUCAACUAAUAAAGAUGGCGUAUUUGACAAGCAUCACGGUGGUAUUUUUGGUUCAAUUGCCAAUCAACAGUACCAAUUCUGUUACCCUGUUCAAGGAGAAGAAAACGUCACUGUAGUUAAAAUUAAUGGAAGAUUUGUUAAAGCUUUUCUAAAGGAUAAACCUGAUCAAGAUCAUCAAUGUUAUUUAAUUAGUAUUCAAGAUCUACUCUUCCCUAAACAUGUUUCUUCGUUUCAAAAGUCAUUAUAAUAAGUAUUCCCCGUUCUGAUCAAUGAUUGAAAAAUUAUUUCAGUUAAAUAAAUUAUAAAUAAACAAUGCGAUAAGACAAAUCAA
Messenger RNA from Dimorphilus gyrociliatus, 1288 nucleotides. Lineage: Eukaryota; Metazoa; Annelida; Polychaeta; Dinophilidae. The record is from the annotation of a GenBank genome assembly.